AUGUCCGGCAACACGCGUGCCAACCUGGCGCAAGGGUCUCUGGAUUCCGGCGCCGGCGGCGCCCCUCCAGGCUCCUCAGCCCCCGGGUCGAUGUCGGAUGUGAGCACCGGCUCCGGAGUCGGCCCCGGCCCCGGGCCCGGCAGCGUGCCCUCCUCCCUCGAAUCGCUCAUGGCUGCUGAUGGGCGCUUGGAUCGGAUCAUACGCCGGUCGAAGCUGCGGGACUUCCUCAGCCCCGACGCCAAGAUCCGCAAGCGGCUCCAGGCAUUGCAAUCCUUUGUCGGCCCAAGUAGCGAAUUCGAGGCGGCCUUCUUCCGCGAUCAUGGCCCGCUGGCGUUGUCGGUGGUUUUCCGAUCGAUCGAGCGCCAACUGGAGAAGAUCCGCCUCCUCAAGGAGGUGCAGAUGUCCACCGCAGCCAUCCAGGACCUCCUGGUGGCGGUGGAGAUCCUCCGCCGGAUGUGCCAUCACCUGGGGCCCGAUCUGCGAGUGAGUCCGCAAUCCGACAAAAUCGUGUCCCUCCUGCGCUUGCUCCUGGAUCAUGGCAACCAUCAUAAAAUUCGCGUCGAGGGUGUCCAUCUCCUCCUGGAUUACAUGUCGCUCUUCCUGGUGGAUGUGCCCAUGUUGGUGGAGCUGUAUGCCGGGCUGAUCAAUUUGGCCCUCUUCUUGCCGGAGCUGGCGGCCCCGGCGCCCGGGAACAAGACCCCCGGCGCCCGACCGGUCCCCGUAUCGGGGCAUAUGCCCCUGCGUCCGCUUCCCUACAAUCCCCUGGUCCGGGCUGACCAGCUGGGCGGCUUCUCGCUGGAUCUGCACACCAUGCCCUUCCUGGUGCCACACGGUGACACCCCGUCCGCCAUCCGGCAACACAAUCUGUCCGUCCUUCGGCUCCUGCUGCAGUCGCUCGGUGCCCAUGCGGCCGCCGGGCCAUCACGCUACUCGGAGCUGGUGUACUUCUUCGGGCUGCUGAAGCGCCACUACCUGGUGCUCUUCUAUUCCGAUGCGCCCGAGCCCCUGCGCGUUCCCCAAGCAUGGCCCUGCUCCAGCCUGGCUGCCAAUGACCCGGCCCGUGUCCAGGGCAUUCCCCAUGGGCCGAUGCUCGGCGUGGUGGCCCCCGGCGAGUCGGCCGCCAUCGAGCAGCCCCCCGCCGGCGAGGGCUUCGCCGCCGCCGCCGUCCCGGCAGAUGGCCCCGCCAUGAUCCCCGCCUCGCCCAGUACCACCUUCAACUCGGCCUGCCUUGGGGGCCCAUUGUGCGCGGCCCCGUGGGCCAUCCAGCGGGUGCUGCUGGAGUUCGUCCUGCGCGGGUGGGUUGGCCCGAUGCGGCUGUCACCGGCCGAUCCGGCCCUGGGUCCCGGCGACUGGGCCAGUGUGGCCUCCUUCGAGCGUCUCUUCUCCGAGAGCCUGCGAAACCGCCUCCUGCUGUUGGACAUCCUACGCCAGUGCCUGCGCUUGGCGUCGGAUCCCGUGGUUCACCGGCUGGUGUUCGCGGUGCCCGGGUCGCCGGGAGCCGGUGGCCGGCCGGGGCCCGCCGCCGGGCACACUGCCCCGGCCCCUGCCUCGUCCGUCGAGUCGGUGGCCUCGGUGACGGUCGUGGCCACGGUCAAUGACACGGUCACCGGGUCGGAUGGGCAUUUCUCCCUGUCUACCGUGGCCGGGCCGGUGCUCUUGCGGAGCUCGGCCCCGCUGCCUUUGCAUUUGGUGUCGGGCGUGGUGCAGCUGUACCACCUGUGGAUGGUCAAGACCCCGCCGGUGUUCUUGCGGUAUGACGCCACCCCGGUGGAUGUGGUGCUGGAUCCGACUCCCGGGACCCCGGCCGGCGCCUCGCGGCGUGGCUCGGCCGGGGCCGGCCUGGCCCGUGCCUCAUCGUCCGAGCAACCGACCCCCGGCCAUGCUGCUUCCGAUGGCACGACCCUCGGCAUGUCGCACCCGGGGGAUGGCCCGGCGGCCGGCCAGGAGGAUGACGAGGAUGUCGGGUCCAGCAGCGACGAGGACCUGUCGAUUGUGGACAUCGACUCCAUCCCGGACAGCAUCAAGACCGAACCGCUCAAGGGUGGCCUGAGUCCGGAUGCCGGGGGGGCGGCCGGGGCUGCGGCCGGUCGGCCGGCCUCCCCGGCCCUCUCGUCGCUGGUGGCCGCGGCCACUGCGGCCGCCGCCGUCUCCGACAGCCGGCCUGGCGGCAUGCCGCGCUCGGCCGAUCCCGAACGCGCUGUCACCGCCGCCGUCAAUGCCUACUAUCGGACCCUGCUGCGGGACUUGACGCUGCUCUUCGACUCGCUCUCUCCCCUGGCCCCGGCCUCGGCCGGGCUGCUGCCCUCCGGGCUGCUCCAGCCCUCCAACGAGGGCCCGGCUUGGCUUAUCACCUCUGAUCAGCGGCAUUUGGAGCACCUGGAAUCCGGAUCCCCAGGCGAGGCGGUCUUCAUCCCGGUGCAUCUGCAUUCGCCCUCGGAGCCCGACCAAAAGCUCCUCUUCAACUUGUACAGUCGCGUCCUGCAGAUCAUUCGCGUCAUCAGCAUCCAGGGCGGCCCUGGGAGCCUGAGCGAGGCUUGCUUGUCUGCCGGCUUGCCCGGGUCGACCCCCCUCCAUGGGGCCGGCCAGUCGAAGCUCGAACGCCGGACUUGGUACACCAUCAUCGAGUGCCUGCUGGCCAUUGGGCCACGCAUUUUGGCCAGCCCCUCGCAGGUGAGCGCCGCGCGGAGCCAGCCGCAGCCCCCGUCGCAGGCGGCCCCGCGAUCGCCUUCCUCCCAUCCGGCAGGGCCUUUGCCCGGGGCCCCGGGGCCCCAUUCGGCGUCUGCGGCUCCGCCCCUCUCGAAGCAGGUGGACGCCACUCCGACCGGCAGCCUGAGCAGCAUUGCCAGCGCUGGCAGCGGCGCGGCCACCAGCGGCCAGGGCUCAUCCAUGGCCAGCCUCGACUCCUCGACCAUGUCCACAGGCGGGACCUUGACCGGCACCCGUUCGCGCAUCAGUCGCCUGACCAAAACCAAGAGCUUCCAGUCAAUUGCCUCGCUUGUUGAAGGGGGGUCUGCCGGGCCGGCCGGCGCAUCUGCCAUCACACAGCCCACCUCGGCCCGAAGCGAGGAGCCCGCUCGCAGCCGGUCCGCCUCGACCUCCUCGACGGCCGAACGCCUGGCGGCCCCGGCCCCGGCCCCGGCUCCCGCCCUGGAGGAGACCCUCUUCUCUCGGCCAACCACGGCCCUGCGCAUCGACCCCCCAAGGUCGGUCCUGCUGACGGACCUGUCGCUGGCGCACAACCUGGCCCGCGAGUAUUUGUUGACCCUCUUUUCGGUGCUGGUCCGGUCGCUGGUCACUUCGCGAUCGCUGUGGCGUCGAUGCUCGCGCCUGCUGGCCUCGUACCCGCGUCCGGAGUCGGUUGAGCUCUGGUCGCGGACGGUCUCUUCCAUCACGCGGCUCCUCUCCCGCGUGGUUUUCCAUGUCGACCUUCCCAGCCUGUCGGCCCCCCCCCAGCCCCCUGGCAGUGCUCGACGUCGGCCGACCGACGCCACGACCGACUCGACGUCCAUUUCGCGCAGUGCCAUCUCCCUACAGUCAUCCACCUCUUCCAGUAGCUCGAUCUCCUCGGGCAUCACAUCGCCAGCCAUGACUGCCGGAACCACCGGCUAUCUGGCCUCCACGAUUCAGGCCUCCAGGCACUCAGUGGGCGACAUCGCCACUGCUGUGUUGGUGGAGCGCUCCGCCUCGAAGGAUUUGGUUAUCUCCCCGAUGAUCACCGUCCAUGUGAAUGGGGCUCCCUUUGCCGCGCGCCCGGGGCCGCAGUACUCCGCGGCCGAGUUGCUGUCCGACCCGGCCGUGCAUGUGCCGGACUCAUCUAUCUCGCCGGAAUUGCCGGCCUACUUCGAGCUCGAGAAUGUGGACCAGGCCCUUGGCGUUCGGCUGGACGCCUACACUCAGUGUGUCGACGAGUAUCGACGCUUCGUCUACUUCAAAUGGCGCUCCGUGCUCUUCCUCCUGGGCAACGUCAGCAAGAUCACGGUGCCUCACGUCCUGUCCAAGGCCAUUGAGGCUGUGGUCCAAUUCAUGGACGAUCUGAUCAAGAUCCGUGACAUUGGCAUCAAGGCACCUCUCUCGGAUCAUCCAGUGCCCCCGAUCUAUCUCUUCACUCGCUGGCUCAUCGAAACGGCCAACCUGGACAAGAAAUUUGCCUCCGCUCGAGCCCUGGCUGUCGGCGGCCUGAUCCGGCUGAUGUGUCGGUGGAAUGACUCGGCCUCGGAACUGGAAACCCCCGUGCCGCAGACUCCGCUGGGCAUUGAGCGUCUCCCGGCCCCGGCCCAUAUCCCCCCUCCGGCGGCCCCCUUCCUGCCGGAGUUCUAUGUGCUCCUGUCGCGCGCGCUGACCGGCCAACAGGAAGCCGGACCCGGGUGGGGAGCUGGCCAGCCCCUGCCGACUGCUGGUGAGGCGCUGGCUCCGGAGUUCGACAUGAACCUCCUCUAUAGCAUCAUUCGCAAUAUGCCGCGCUUCUUCGCCACCUGUCUGCCAGGCUCUGAGCUUCUGAUUCCGGCCGUGCUGCGGGCAGUCCGGUACAUUCUUCUCGGAACCAACCAGACGCCGCCCCAAGAGGUGCAAACUUGUGCCAUUCAAGUGCUGGCCUCCAUCGUCGGCACCAUCCGCCAGUUUGAGCCGGCUCCCGGUCUCCCAGCCGAUGAGCAGAUCGUGGUCGGCCUUCUGCCAUGCGGGUUUGUCAGGCCCGAUGCCACGGGCUACACCUUCAGUCAGCUUCAGGCAAUCCUUCGCCGGCUGCUUUUGGACUUGAUGGAGCACUUUUCCAGCCUCACGCAGCUGGACCCAUCGUCUGGCGCGACGCCUGGCACGCCUUCGCCCCUGACAGCACUGCCCAGUGGCGGCCGGCAGCCCCUUUCAUCGGAGGCCCACGCGUCGUUGGUGUCCUGCUUUGGGCUCUACCUCUUCGAGGAGCUGAUGUCCCCAAGCCCGGAUUUCGAUAUGGUCCUCUCUGGGCUGGAUGUCCUGUUGAAGUACACGCGCUUCAUUGACCCGCUCAUUGGCCAGGCGUGUGUCGAUGUCAUCCUGCUGUUUGCCUAUAGCUGCCACGACUCGACCGCCACGGCCGGUCGCGACCGGCCGGCUCCCAGCACCACCGGCUCCCGCAGCCCGCCCCCCAGGCAAGCUGAGCCGAAGGACUCGCUGCAGGACUGCGGCUCGCGAACCCCCUCCCCGGAGCCGGAUGCUGGAGCCCCCUCGCCGGAGUCGCCGCGGCAGGGUGAGCGCCGAUCGCCGGCAUUGAAUGAUCGCUGGCGUGACCUGGUGUCCUACAUCGUCCCGAGCCUGGUAUCCUCCAUGAUCUACCUGUUCUCGGCGCCGCCGACAUUCGAGAUCGGCGAAACCAUCUCCCGCCUGCUGGCCUGCCUGGCCGAGCUGACGUCCAUCUUCCCGACGGAGAUUCUCUUCAGCAAUCGCAACCUCUCGGACAUGGUGCUCGCUGCGCUGGAGAGCCUCCUCAGCCCUGGCGGAGCCGGGGCCACCGCACACCGGCCCGCAAGCCCCACUGGCUCGUCCUUUUCCUCGGGGGCCGGGUCGGCCUCGGUGCCGAACUCCCCGACAUCCAUGGGCUUGAUUGGGUCCCUGGGCCGGGCGAAUGCCCGGUCCCCGGCCGAGGCCGGUCGUGGUCGCGGGUCCGCCGGCUCAGCCGCGUCCGCCACCGCCAAGCAUGCCCUGGGCCCCGGGGCUGCCAUGUCCCCGGAGAUUCUCAAAGAGGCCGCGCGCGAGCUGCUCAUCCACCUCCUACACAACUCUCUCUCCUUCCCGGGGUGGAAUGGGCCCAGCCGCAUUGACUGCAAUGUCACCGAGUCCGAUGACUUGAAGCUUCGCCCCAAGGGCUCCUCCGCCGAGUCCGCGCGCUAUGUGGUCUUCAAUCAGACGACCAUUCUCUCUUUCACAGAGCUCUCCGUGCAAAAGGAAUCGGUGGACGUCCGCCUGAUCGCUCGGAAUAUGACCGGUCGGUAUGUGUGGGAUCUGCGGCUGCUAUACACGGAGGAUCCGGCGGGCACCUUCACUCGCGAGCAGCAGAGCCGGUCGGCCCACGGCCAGCAUGUUCCCCUGACCAACGCGGCCAAGGUCUUCCUCGAGGCGAUGACCCUGCCAGUUGGCGAUGACGCUGGCCCCCCGGUUCCGGGCCUUCCCUCCGCCGAAUCGGCCGACCUCCCCGUGCCCAUUGAUACCGAGCAGUCUCCUUCGCUAUUGCAGCGCCGGCGCUCGGCCACGCACCGGUCUGUCGGUAGCCUGGAUGCCUCGACGCAGCUGCAACAGCUGUCCGUGUAUGUGCGCAGUCCGUCAGAAGCACCACAUCAGCACCCGGACGCAUCUGCCGCCAGUGUGGACCUGCUGGAUUCCUUGCUGAACUUCAUCGGGGAGAAUUUCCCCCCAGGCACUGAUGGCCCUGUCUGGAGCGAGGACUGGCCCCGGAGCACCGAGCCCACCAGCUUGGCCAGCACCGAAGCCGUCCGUCGAUUGAGACUCAGUUCCAGCGGCGGCUUGUAUGUCGCCGAGCCCGAGGGCUCAAGUACUCCAGGACUGGCCUCGACUGUGGCCACCCCGGUGCAGGGUGGCCCCCCGACCUCCGGCCUGUCGGCUCCGAUGGGCCCGGCUCAGGCUCCGCCCCGGUCGGCUUCCAAUUUGGACUUGCCCGUGGUGGCGAUGGUGGGCGGUCGGUCGGCCAACCCCUCGGGGGCAGCGGCCGAACCGGCCAUUCCACUUCCGACCGGACUGGGGCCUGGUCAUUCGGAUGCCUUGGCCUUGGCCGCUCUGAUGGAACAGCAUCACCUGGAUCUUCACAUUUCAUCGCUCUACUCCGAGGCCUCCAGCCUUCAGGUUGCUGAUCUUGAGCCGGUCACCCCGCCGGCGAUGGCGACAGCCGGCGGCCCGGGGCGCUUUCGCUUCCAGCCAGCGCAGGAGCCCGUGCGCGACCGAGCCAGCCCGCUGCCGAACCAGCUUUGCCGGCUCUUCUUCGCGAGUUUCGGCCUGCUGUCCUUCGAUUCGCGCCUGCCGACCUUCGAGUUGCUGAAGCGCGAUGUGCCCAAACUUGUUCGAGACAUCGGCGCACUGGACCGCCAGCGUGAGCGCCAUCAUCUGAAGGCGGCCCUGGUGUAUGUGGCUCCGGGGCAGGAAACCGAGUAUGAUGUCCUGGGGAACCGGGUCGCCUCCCGGGCGUUCGAUGAGUUUGCCGCCACUCUCGGCUGGCCGGUGCAUCUGGCCUUCCAUACUGGCUACUCGGCCGGCCUGGACACCAGUGGCUACAAUGGCUGGUGGACGGCCUACUUCGCCACGGCUCGGGCGGAGCUUGUCUGGCAUGUGAGCACCUGGAUCCCGACCGAUGCGCAGGCGGAUCUACAGCGUGACCUCCACUCCGGCUCCGGGCCCGGGGCCGGUGACGGCGGUGGCGGUGGCACGGACGACGAGGAGGAGGAUCCGUCUGACCAGGCCCACAUCGUGCCGCCCAUUGACUGUCCCCCGCCCACCAGCAUGGCACAUGCCUUCUGGCCGGCGGCCGCUCCCCCGGUGCCUGGGGGGCCUCCUUCACCGCCGUCGGCUGCCGCCCUGGCGGCGGCGGCGGCGGCGGCGGCGGCUACUGCUGCUGCUACCGCCACCGCCGGUGCCUCUGCCGCCUCUAGUGCCCCUUCCGAGCCCCUGCGGCCGCCGCCGGUGCUGGUGAUCGGUGAUGGGGCUCUGAUACCGCCGGGAGCGGUGACAGGCACCCUGUCGGCCCCGCUGGCCGAUGGCCCUGGGCACUUCGUCCCGGCGCGUGAGCAACUCCGCAAGAAGCGCCACAUCGGCAAUGACGUGGUCCAGGUCUUCUGGCAUGAGCAUUACCGGCCUUACAUCCCGAACAGCGUGGUGCGGUCCUCCUUUGGGGAUGUGCAAAUCGUCAUUUGUCCCCUUCCCAAUGGGCUGCGCUCGAUUGAGGUGCACACUCGGGCCGGCGGCGUGGCCGAUGACCUCGGGCCGCUGAUCGCCACGCCGUUGGUCCACCGGGCCAUCGUGUCGGCCCGGUGCGUCGGGCCGUUGGUGCGCGCCGCUGUGCUGGAAACCACCCGCCGGACGCAGGCCGCCGGCUGGACCAACACCGCCUCGGCUGCCGACCGGCUGCCAACCCCGUAUGCCAACCGCCUGCGCCUGAUCGGCGAAAUUCGCCAGCGUUACCGGGUGACCACCCUCUCGUUUGAGCAGUUGAUGCAGGGCCUGGUCUCGCCGGCGCUCUUCUAG
This is a messenger RNA of Fonticula alba, 8220 nucleotides long. RefSeq lists its product as hypothetical. The record is from RefSeq and is a predicted model, not a curated record. Gene Ontology annotation, cellular component: cytoplasm; nucleus. The transcript is spliced from 21 exons. The coding region runs from base 1 to 8220 and encodes 2739 amino acids. Lineage: Eukaryota; Rotosphaerida; Fonticulaceae. Gene Ontology annotation, molecular function: GTPase activator activity. Gene Ontology annotation, biological process: positive regulation of GTPase activity; regulation of small GTPase mediated signal transduction.